Molecule: messenger RNA, 744 nt
Organism: Erigeron canadensis
Lineage: Eukaryota; Viridiplantae; Streptophyta; Magnoliopsida; Asterales; Asteraceae
Product: serine/threonine-protein kinase PCRK1-like
Exons: 3
Coding region: 1-744 (247 amino acids)
Biological process (GO): protein phosphorylation
Molecular function (GO): ATP binding; protein kinase activity
Source: RefSeq, a predicted model, not a curated record
AUGAAACUUAUCGGGAAAAUCCAGCACCCAAACCUUGUGAGGCUAAUUGGCUAUUGCGAAACUAAAAGAAACUGGAUAUUAGUGUAUGAAUAUAUGCCUAAUGGAAGUCUAAAAGAUCAUUUAUCGGUCAAGUCAAAUACACCUCUUUCUUGGGACAGGAGACUAAAGAUAGCCCGAGAUGCUGCUACUGGUUUGUUACACCUCCAUUCCGGUUUGCAUCAGCGAAUCAUAUUUGGAAAUUUCAAACCCUCGAAUAUUCUUCUAGACAGUCACAUGAAUGCUAAGCUUUCCGACUUUGGAUUUUCUAACGAAAGUCCUCAAGAGGGAGGGACUAAUGUCUCAACAUCGGUGGUAGGAUAUGCAGCUCCAGAAUAUGUCAAAAGUGGGCAUCUAACAUCCAAGAUCGACAUAUGGAGCUUUGGUGUAUUUCUCGAGGAGCUGAUCACAGGAGGACGUCCACUUACCCAAGAAAACAGCGAGAAGAAUCCUGAAUGCUUGACGUGGGUAUGCUGCUAUGCAGGUGCGAGGAAGUCAAUUGACCCGAGGCUUGAAGGCGAGUAUUCUGAAAAUUCAAUGCGGAUGGUAGCUUCUGUAGCAAACAAGUGUCUAGCCAAUGAUCCAGAGUUAAGGCCAGGGAUGACUGAGGUCCUGAAAUUGCUAAAAGAAGCCAUUGCCUUGGAGACUAAAAAAAACCAACUUCUGAAAUCCAAGUGCUGGCCGGAUCUCGCGACUCAUGUUUGCUGA